UAACGACAAUUAUAUUGAUUAUUGAUUGCCGUAUUACACAACAAUCGGUGUCAAACAAUUCCGGUGCUGACAAUAAUAGUGUUACCAAUAGUGGUGGUGACGGUAGUAGUAGUAGUAGUAAUGGUAGUAGUGUCCGGUGGACUACAAAGUGUCCCUGUCGUCAGUGCGAUACUGAUGGCCAUAAUAGGACACGUGUUAUAUGCGAUGAGGGCGACCGUCAAGAGAUACCCACCCGUCAAAUGGAUAAGCGGGCAAAUAUAUUAAUCUUUACGGCACCGCCUGAACAUCAAAAUCAGGUAACAAUUGGUAGGAUAUUCCUCGAGUUUCAAUCGCUACAAGAAAUAUACAUUACCUAUAGUAAUGUACCAGCAAUUGGUGACUCUAGCUUUUGGCCGGGCCGUCAGGUACAGCUACUGGACCUUAGUUUCAACAAUAUUACUAUACUCAGAGAUCACGACUUCAAAGGAUUGACUAAUUUAGUGGCACUUAAUCUCAACGAUAAUAGUCUUGAAGCUGCGCCAUCGGCACCGUUCCGUUUCCUAACAAAUCUCACGCGACUGAGUCUGGCCCGCAAUCGACUGACCAAACUGGUGCCGCGACUCUUCUACCGAUUGGACAAACUAGAGUUCCUCGACCUGUCCGGCAAUCCGCUUAUGGACAUUGAACCGGAAGAUUUCAAAGAUCUCAAACCGUUGAGACAGUUAUAUUUGGUUGGCUGUCAACUGUCGAAAUUUCAUUCACUAAUAUACCAGAGUUUGCCAAAUCUCGAGGAACUGGACCUAAAGGACAACCGGUUCGAUGCGUUAUCUGCUUACGAGUUUCGCUAUCUGAAGAAACUGAAAAAUCUUUAUUUGGAUGGCAAUCAAUUGACAUUUCUCGACUCCAAUACUUUCAAUGGUCUUCAGCUCAGAAGGUUGUCGCUGUCGCACAACCAGAUCAUGACACUGAAGGCCUGUGCGUUCUGUAAUACGACUGUCCGCGAACUGGAUAUAUCGCACAACAAGUUUCUAUCGUUUCCCGACAACGUCUUGGAAUCGUUGGCCACUUCGCUGGUCUCACUGAACGCACAGAACAAUCACGAUAUGCACGACCCGUCGGUCAGCGUUGCAAAUCUGGUCCGACCGUUGAAGUCGAUCCGUGCGCUGACACUCAGCUCAAUGAACAUCGACGACAGUCUACCGGCCAAUACUUUUCUCAACCAAAGAGACACACUGUUGACCAUCGAUCUGAGCGGUAAUAAGUUUGUCAAUAUUAGCGAAAAACUGUUUGAAGGACUCAAACACUUGGAAUCGCUAGACUUGUCCGCCAAUCUUAUGUUUGGUCUGUCGGAACCGGUAAUAGAAACGCUCAACAGUUUGACCGGACUGUCGACUAUUUAUUUGGACGGCAAUCCGUGGUCGUGUUUCCGCUGUCACGUAAUGCCUCUACUCGAUUGGCUACACGACUCUACAGCCUAUACCAAUGCCUGCGAACGGGACGACCGAAAAUCUUGUGCCAAAUGUGUUCAUCCCGUCGAUCUGAACGGUCGAUCUAUACAUACUAUGGAAGAGUGGGAUUUAGAAUGGUGUGCCGACCCAACCAUACAGCUUCGUAUGUCAACCUCAGAGCCCAACGUUGGCCUUGUAUUAGCCCUAUUAAUCAUCAUAUCGUUGGUCAUUGUAAUCAUUGCGGUGAUAAUACUUUACCAAAAACAGGGAGCCGUCUACUAUACCCAUGAAGACGAACGUUACGACGACAAGACAGUGUUCAAUGUGUCGGAAGCGGUCCAGCGAUUCGCCAACGCCACCCGUACGCCACCACUGUCUCCCGGCUCACCAUCGGGAUCGAUACGAUCGUCGGCCAGCAGCCGAUCAUCGGCCAGUGGAGGCACUCGUACGCGAGCCGAUUCUCCUCACUCAUCGCAACAGACACAGCCAUCACUACCCGCCACUCCCAGUCCUACCCAUACGUCGUCCACGUCAUCGACUACGACACCCACCCAUUCAUCAGCUGCUGCCGGUGCCCAGUCAUCUGCGGCCGGCCAGUCAUCGCCUGCCCUAUCAUCACAAGCCUCGUCAUCGGCCGCGCAAUCAUUGUCUACGCGACCAAAAAUUGUUAUUUAG
Messenger RNA from Oppia nitens, 2102 nucleotides. RefSeq names its product insulin-like growth factor-binding protein complex acid labile subunit. Lineage: Eukaryota; Metazoa; Arthropoda; Arachnida; Sarcoptiformes; Oppiidae. The record is from RefSeq and is a predicted model, not a curated record. The transcript is spliced from 4 exons. Bases 240 to 2102 code for a protein of 620 amino acids. Gene Ontology annotation, molecular function: protein binding.